This is a messenger RNA of Aspergillus melleus, 303 nucleotides long. RefSeq lists its product as uncharacterized. Lineage: Eukaryota; Fungi; Ascomycota; Eurotiomycetes; Eurotiales; Aspergillaceae. The coding region runs from base 1 to 303 and encodes 100 amino acids. The transcript is spliced from 2 exons. The record is from RefSeq and is a predicted model, not a curated record.
AUGGCACGCGAUGUCAGUAUCACACAUGCCAGGAAGCUGGAUGCAUCAGGCCUGUUAGGAGCGCGCAUCAGUUCUCUCGUGGAAGCACUAGGCUCUACUGUGCGGAUCAUGCCUGCACCAGGAGAUGCCGAGUCGAUUCAACGCUGCGGGCCUGUCCUCAUCGUCGACGAUUCCAAUCUACGGACUGUGAAGGCCAUGCAGUCGGCUGCUUCGACUGCCGAAGUCGCGAAAGACAUAUGGUUGCCUGUGAGGACAGGUAUUACUGCGAUCAAUGUUAUCUCAUCAAAUAUGAACCGCCGCUGA